CCAUUGGGUGGCUUUGAAGUCAACUUUAAGACACCAAUCCGUAUUCAAAUAGAAGAUGUUUAAUUUAGGGUUUCUGAUGAUGGAACUCCUUUCUAAUUAAUUAAGGUAAUAUACUUGUACAAGUAAGCAAGUCUAGCAGAUUGCCUAUCCGAAAAUGCUGCAGUUUUUCGCAAUUUUUGUCGUUCUUGUGAUUACUACCACGCUACUUGUGGUUCGUAUUCUGUAUGUUAUAUUUCAGAGUAGCAAACCGAUCCCUAAAACUUCUCAGAAGCAUUUGAGUACCCUUGUUGUUUUGGGUUCAGGUGGGCACACGGCUGAAAUGAUUAAUUUGUUAUCUGUUAUGGAAAAAGAUCGAUUUGCUCCAAGAUUCUAUGUUGCUGCAGCAACUGACAAUAUGAGUCUUCAGAAGGCACGUGUUUUUGAGGAAACUUUGAAUAAUAAGACAAGUCUGCAAGGGCAAGAUUCUGUACAGUUUAUGCAAAUAUAUCGAAGCCGUGAAGUGGGUCAGUCAUAUAUCACCUCUGUUGGGACAACUUUAUAUGCUUUAAGUCAUGCUUUGUUGCUCAUGGUGAAAAUCAGACCUGAAGUGAUUAUAUGCAACGGUCCUGGGACUUGUAUUCCCAUAUGUGCCAUCGCAUCUGUUUUCAAGGUUUUGGGAAUCAGAUGGUCGUAUAUUUUCUAUGUGGAGAGUAUUGCAAGAGUCCAAAGACUAUCAUUGAGUGGAUUGCUUCUUUACAGAUUACGCAUGGCUGAUCAGUUAUUUGUGCAGUGGCCGCAACUACAAAAACAAUAUCCCCGAGCUUGUUAUGUGGGCCGCCUUAUGUAGUUAGAAUAUAGGUUCGACUCCAUCUUUACACAUGCCAUUUUCCCAUCUGUUUUCAAAGUUCUAUGGCGGCAGAUUGGGCUUUGAAUUUAGUUGGCAAGUUUUUACUAAGUUACUCGACGAAGUUGAAGCUGGUAAAGGAAAUAUUACUUACAUCAGAGGAUGGCUAUCGCUGCAAGAUUUUAUGAAAUCGUCUGAUGUAACAAAUUGUACUUUGAAUAGAUGCCUGAAUCUAUAGAUAUGCAUGGUUAAUAACCUUUACAAAAGUUAUAUUGUAACUCAUAAACCAAACUCAGAAGGUUAUAUAUGAAUGGGUCACAUCCUUCACAAAAUUGAUACUUCAGUAGUUUAUGUAGCCAAAUUAGUAAAAGAAUUAUUUUAUCUUA
Messenger RNA from Erigeron canadensis, 1209 nucleotides. RefSeq names its product UDP-N-acetylglucosamine transferase subunit ALG14 homolog. The transcript has 6 exons. NCBI's taxonomy places the organism in Eukaryota, Viridiplantae, Streptophyta, Magnoliopsida, Asterales, Asteraceae. Gene Ontology annotation, biological process: dolichol-linked oligosaccharide biosynthetic process. The coding region runs from base 155 to 826 and encodes 223 amino acids. The record is from RefSeq and is a predicted model, not a curated record. Gene Ontology annotation, cellular component: UDP-N-acetylglucosamine transferase complex.